Messenger RNA from Merops nubicus (carmine bee-eater), 377 nucleotides. RefSeq names its product CUGBP Elav-like family member 1. Gene Ontology annotation, biological process: regulation of alternative mRNA splicing, via spliceosome; mRNA splice site recognition. NCBI's taxonomy places the organism in Eukaryota, Metazoa, Chordata, Aves, Coraciiformes, Meropidae. The transcript is spliced from 3 exons. Gene Ontology annotation, molecular function: mRNA 3'-UTR binding. The annotation marks the transcript as partial. The record is from RefSeq and is a predicted model, not a curated record. Gene Ontology annotation, cellular component: ribonucleoprotein complex; nucleus; cytoplasm.
CAGUAGAAGACAGGAAGUUGUUUAUUGGGAUGAUAUCCAAGAAGUGCAAUGAAAACGAUAUCCGAGUGAUGUUCUCCCCCUUUGGGCAGAUAGAGGAAUGCAGGAUACUGCGGGGCCCGGACGGCCUGAGCCGAGGUUGUGCAUUCGUGACUUUUACAACAAGAGCCAUGGCACAAACAGCAAUCAAAGCAAUGCACCAAGCACAAACUAUGGAGGGUUGCUCUUCUCCCAUUGUGGUGAAAUUUGCAGACACACAAAAGGACAAAGAGCAAAAACGAAUUGCUCAGCAACUCCAGCAACAGAUGCAACAGAUCAGUGCUGCCUCAGUAUGGGGAAACCUGGCUGGUCUCAACACACUUGGACCCCAGUACUUAGCA